AUGGCUGAACAGGGCCUUGUUGCAGAGGCGGAGUCUCUUUUCAACUACCUUAACGAGAAGCAUGCACAAGGAGUUGAGAUUGACCGCACGCGUGGCGUCUGGGUAUCUAUAGGCUUUAAGGAGUUGGAGCCAUAUUUCCAGGCACUUUUGUCUUCCGCCUCCACAUCAGCCGCCAACGCCAACGGAGCCGGCUCGGUGGAUAUUGUCAGCGAUGCUGCUAGUAUUAUCACAAGUACUAGCAUUCUAAACCCCGAACAACUUUCCAACUUAAAACAAUCCUGUCUCAGCUCCAUAAAGUCUGCGACGCGGCAUUAUUAUCGCCAGCAGAUACGAUGGAUAAGAGGCCGGUUAUGGAAUGCGCUAACAGACGCGCAUGCUACACGGCAGCUAUACGUUAUCGACUCGACAGACGCUUGUAGCAAUCCCAGCGCAUGGCAGAGCGCCGUGCGCGAGCCAGCUGAACGUGUCGUGGAGUCGUUUUUAUCCCGUGGUGUUGCAGAGUGCCCGGAUCCCCGGGAGCUUUCGGAAGCUGCGAAAAGAGUGUUUGAGACGCAAUUACAGAGCUCCGUGGCGGCUGGGGCGGUGGAGGGGGAAGAACGGGCCCGACAGAGGACUGUGUUCAAAUGUUCGACAUGUGACUUUUUGGACAUAAUCGGCAGUUUUUGA
Messenger RNA from Histoplasma mississippiense, 666 nucleotides. RefSeq lists its product with no specific name. Gene Ontology annotation, biological process: tRNA modification. Gene Ontology annotation, molecular function: tRNA dimethylallyltransferase activity. The record is from RefSeq and is a predicted model, not a curated record. Bases 1 to 666 code for a protein of 221 amino acids. Lineage: Eukaryota; Fungi; Ascomycota; Eurotiomycetes; Onygenales; Ajellomycetaceae. The transcript is spliced from 2 exons. Gene Ontology annotation, cellular component: mitochondrion.